Molecule: messenger RNA, 1818 nt
Organism: Salmo salar (Atlantic salmon)
Lineage: Eukaryota; Metazoa; Chordata; Actinopteri; Salmoniformes; Salmonidae
Product: fibroblast growth factor 23
Molecular function (GO): growth factor activity
Source: RefSeq, a predicted model, not a curated record
GCACCCCCUUCCUUCCUCCGAGAGAAAGACCCACAUCUGCGAAUGCUGCGUAGGCUAAAGGAUGUGAGCAGGAGUGGCACUUGGGUCCCUUUAAAUAGAGCCGUCCUCAAACGUUGGACCAUCAGAUCAGCUGAAGUUUGCAAACAGCUUGCUGCAGAACUCAAAGCUCCAUCCGAAAUCUGUGGGAUACAUUGUCUGUGUUUUGGGGGUAAAAGAUGGAAAUAACCAAGACAUCUGGGAUGAGGGACGUCGUCCUUGUGCUCUUACUGGCUGUUCUUCAGGGAUUUCGACUAGUAGACGCUCUUCCAAACCCAUCACCUCUCCUGGGAUCCAACUGGGGGAAUCCGAGAAGAUACGUACACCUGCAGACGUCUUCAGAUGUGAACAAUUUCUACCUUGAGAUCAGUUUAAAUGGCCACGUGAGCAAAACUACACUUCGAAGCUCAUACAGUGUGAUUUUAUUGAAGGCGGAAACAAGAGAGCGCGUGGCGAUACUUGGAGUCAAAAGUAACCGCUACCUGUGCAUGGAUGCCCUGGGAAACCCUUUCAGCUCUACUGUUUGCCUCAAGGAAGACUGUCUUUUUAACCACAAGCUAUUGGAAAACCACCGCAACGUGUACUACUCUUACAGAACUGGUAUUCUGCUCAACUUGGAAGGGAUAAAGCAAGUGUACACUGUGGGUCAGAAUAUACUGCAAACCUCCCUCUUCCUGUCGGAGAAGAACACCGUGCCGCUGGAGCGCCUCUUGCACCGGGAGAAGAGAAACCGGGUGGUUGACCCUUCUGAUCCGUACAACAUGCUGGGUCAAACGGAGGAGGACUCCCGGGCAAUGCCGCAACUGGAUGACACCUUGGAGAUGGACCAGGAGGCUGAACUCCCCGAGGGACGCAACAUCUCCCGGGAGACCCCCCAGUCUCCCUCCGACGACCCGUGGAACGUGCAUUCUCUAAAUCCCCCUCCCAGCCCCCGUAUCAUGAAUGGAAUGAUGGGAUAAGAGGACAGGACACUCGAAAUAAUUGUGCGUCUUUUUUGGAGAAAAAAGGAGUUGAGCUGAAGUCACUUUAUUAAAUGUUAUAUAAUGCAAGAAGACUGCAAGAAAAUACUAUUGAUAUGAAACUUAAACAUAUUCCAUCUAAAAUUGGCCCUACUAAAAUGUUGAAUAUGCCAGUAGACCUGCAUGUUAUAAUGCAUGUUCUUCAAGUGAGACGUUUAAUUUUAAACGGAAAUGAAUGGUCCACCCUACAGGAUAUCAGAACGAAUAGAAACGACAUGUUAUAGAUGCUGGCCACGAAAAGCAAGCAACAAAGCCAGUUCGAAGAAAGUUGAAAGCAUUUAUUUAUUUAAAUCCAUUCAUUUAUUGUUAUUUAUAGUAUACUAUUUAUAUGGAUGCUUAACUGUUAAAGAGUCAUUUUGAAAACCUGUUAUGAGGAGGCUAUGUGUGUGAGGGCUAGUAACAUUUAUCUUGAAAAAAUGUAUUAUGUUGAUGAAGAAAAUAUGACUUUCCAAUUAAUUAAUUUAUAUUCUAUUUUAGAUCAAUAUUUUAGAACUUCAGGAUGAAGAACUGUAUACUCACAAGCACUAAAUCCUAGAAUUCUAUGUAUGAUGCAAUCAUAUAAGUACAGGCUAAAAGUGUGAGGAAGCUCUAUGUGUCACAUUAAGUGCGUAAGCAGGUUGACCAUUGAUUGACUCAUUCACUUCGAGCUUCCAGUCAUUAAGGUUGCGUGUCUCACGCUUCCGCAUCUCAUUAUGGAGAAAAUUGGCAUCCCUUAGUUUCUGCCAAACCAUCAUUGUCUAAAAAUAAACAUUUCCACGUUCUA